AUGCCUGAAAGUGUUGCGCGUAAACGCUUGACUACUAUUGCUAAAAACGUUAGUACGUGUUCGACACAGGCUACACUAUACGCUGCUUGUGUAAUAAAUCAUAGUGAUUUAAAAAAAGAUUCGUGUUUAAAAGAAUUUCUUGCUCUUAAAGAUUGUGUACAAAAAGCUGCAUUAAAAAAUGACUCACUUUCCCUCAAUCCUUCAAAUGAAAGUGUUGGUUCAUUUAAAAUUGAAGGUAAAAUAAUCGUUCCACCAGGUGAUAAUGCACUUGAAAAUACAAGAAUAUUAAUUGAUGAAGGUGCUUAUAUUGGUAUUCCACAAGUUGAUGGAACAUUUGUCAUAUCUGGUAUUCCAAGUGGUUCAUAUAUUGUAUCAGUUGUAUCACCUUUACAUGUAUUCGAACCAGUUCGUGUUGAUAUAAAUGCUAAAGGUAAAAUUCGUGCACGUAAAGUUAAUUUUAUUCAACCAGGUGAAGUUGUUGCAAUGAAAUAUCCAUUAAAUUUUGAAACACAUGGUAUACCAAAUUAUUUUCAAAAACGUGAAGUUUAUCGUUUAACUGAUGUUAUUAUGAAUCCAAUGUUUUUAACAUUACUUAUACCAUUAGCAUUAUUAUUAAUUUUACCUAAAUUAGCUUCACAAGAUCCUGAAAUGCAACGUGAUUUACAACAAGCUAGUAAUUUUCUUCAACCAAAUAUAAAUACACCUGAUUUAGGUGAUAUGUUUGCAAAUUUUUUUGGUGGACCUAAAAAACAAAAACCAACACAACAACAACAAAAUCAAAAUAAUGGUGCUAAUAAUGGUUUAUUAACAGGACAACAAAAACGAAAAAAUGAAGGCAUUAAUAAACGAAGAAAUUAA
This is a messenger RNA of Rotaria sordida, 858 nucleotides long. The record is from the annotation of a GenBank genome assembly. Lineage: Eukaryota; Metazoa; Rotifera; Eurotatoria; Philodinida; Philodinidae.